This is a messenger RNA of Diabrotica balteata, 2487 nucleotides long. NCBI's taxonomy places the organism in Eukaryota, Metazoa, Arthropoda, Insecta, Coleoptera, Chrysomelidae. The record is from the annotation of a GenBank genome assembly.
AUGCGUCUUUUACGUUGGCUAAUUCACAAUGAAAACAACGAAGAUAAUAUAGCCAUAUCGCCCUAUGGGGCUGUUAGUAUUCUUGUAGCUUUAGGAGAAGGUCUUCAGGGUGAAGCUAGUUACUUUAUCCCAAAAGAAGGUUUUCUAGCAGGUUUAACCUUAAACCAUGAGAACGUUACUUUAAGACCAUCCUAUGUCGACACUUUAAAGUAUUAUGGUUUUGAUAUUACGUCUUUUAACAGUGGGUUGUAUCCCCCUCCACCAACAACAGAGCGACCAUCUCUAACAACUUCAGAUACACCUGGAAGAGAAAUGACCAUGGAAAUGACGUUACCUACAAGUACUACAGAACGACAGUCUAAAUUAGACACUACAGUAGUUACAGCAUCUGUAACUGUUGAAGGUACGGUUACAACUGCACAACCGACCACUACUUCACAAGAAACUACAACUACAAUUACUACAACUAUUCCUAUGACAUUAACGGAAAUAAGUACUAUAUUACCUACAGAACGUACUACCACUAUUACAACUUUACAACCAACUACCAUACCAAAUUCAGAUACUACUACACUUAAAAUAAUUACCACAGAAGUACCUACAACUAAUACUACAUUUGUGACUACAGAAGUAAGUAUGAGUACUACAGAAGAACUUACAAAAACUACUAGGGAAAUAAAAGAUGGUAGCAUCACACCUAGUGUCAUAACCGAAGAAAUUUAUACAACACUUUCAACUUCUCCUACAAGUACUACCCAGGAAACAACAACAAUUACCAGUAUAAAUAUAGAUACCACAACAAAGAUGAGUACAGAACCUGUCGAAACUACUGUGGAAGAGAUUACGACUACAGAAAUUAAUACAGAAAACGUACCAAUGGAAAUUUCGUCAACCAUUGAAUAUACCACUCAAGCACCCACCACGGUAAUAACUUCUAUAAUAACUACAACAGAAAGUGCCAUUCCAGAAACUACUUCCAAGUUACCUGAUACAACAAUAAUUACCACUACGGAACCAACAAAAACCGAAACAGAAACAACAACAGAAAGUAUUAUGUUGGAAACCACACUAGUUACUUUGCCCUCUGAAAUAUCAACAGAACUUGAAUCAUUCUCACAACCUACACCUUUAGAAGUAUCAAAAGAAGUUGAAUCAUUUCCGCAAACUACAACUACAGAAAUAUCAAAAGAAGUUGAAUUAUUUCCGAAAACUACAAUUAAAGAAACAACAGAUGGUUUAAUAGAAGAACCUACAACAGAACCAAGUUUUUCUAAAGAAACGUCCACUGAAGUUUCAAAUGUAGCUGAAACGUCCACACAAGCUAAAACUACAGCAACAAUAAUCGAAUCUGUAACAUUUGAAAGUACAUUUGUACCAACUUCAACAAUGGCUGAAACAUUCACACAAACUGAAGUUACAGAAACAACAACUGAAACACCAGCUAGAGAAGUUCAAACUGAAAUAUUAACAGACAAUGAAGCAGUAGAUAGUUCAACAGAAAUAGUUACAGAAACUGAAGCUGUUCCAGAAACGACAACUUUAUUGUCAUAUCCCUACCCGGAUGCAUCAACACCAGAGAUCGAAACGUCCAAAGAAGUUAAUGAAAAUGAGGUUUUUACUAGUGAUGCACCAGCUUUGACUGCUAAACGAAAACGAUCAAAAAAUAACUUUAUGCGAUUAAAUAUUUACAAACACAGACCCAGAUCUACUUACACAUCGGAUUAUAAUGAAUAUAUUUCCGGAAAACAUCGAAAAUUGGUAAGUGGAGUAGAAGACUCAAAAAGAGAUCUAGUGAGAAAAACGAGAUCCGUAGUAGAUUACGUAAUCGCUAGAUACUACGAUGAUUAUCACUCGAAUAACCAUCAAUAUUUGGAACCCUAUGUACCUCAAACGAGACCCAGCUUCUUAAUACAGGGAAAGUAUCGAGAAAACCAAAUUGAGUUCAUGAAGUAUGAUACAGUAUUACCAUUUUUCUACGUAUCUCAUCUAAAGGCUCUAGCUUUAAGCUUUCCACUGGACAGUCCAAAAUAUUAUUUACUCAUACUGCUACCUGUGCAGGAAAAUGGUGUGGAUAGGCUUAUUUGUGAAUUGAGAUUAAAUGGAAGUUUAAAGUACAUCAUAGAUAAUUUAAGGCUCCGACACGUGACCGCUGUUAUACCAAGUUUUAUGCUUAAGGGGUAUGUGAAUUUGACACCCACUUUGCAAAAGUUGGGUAUUCGACGAGUUUUUGAACCAAACCAAGCGGACUUUUCACCAAUGACCAGUUUCAGAGAAAUUUUUGUAACAAAUAUAGAACAAGCCAUUACAGUUAACAUUAGAAACUAUGUAGAACCUGAUCCUAUAGUUAAUAGAAGGGAAUUUCGUCAAGAUCCCCCUGUCGAUUUUCGUGUAGACCGACCUUUCCUCUAUUUUGUUGUAGACACAGAACUUCACGUAACGCUAAUGGCUGGUAAAAUUGUAAAUCCUCUAAAUACUAGAAUAACGUAA